AAUUUAUCUACUACCUAACCGAAUUCCAAAUACACAUGUAAGGGAGUUUGGUAGAAAAGAUGACGAUAUAUGCACACGCAUGAGCUGUAACUAACAAGAGCAAACGAGACGGCGGCAGGAGAGUGACGGAAAAAAAUGGGUUACAACAUAAUGAAUUUCUCCGCCGCUUCAUCAUCGUUAAUCGGAACUCAAACUAACAAUAUCCACAACAAUAAGCUACAAAAAGCGCGUUCAUCUUCUUUUUCUUCAUUUUCACUUAACACUACUCGCCACCGCCACUACCACCGACAACUACACCUUCAUUUUCAAUCUUCCGAUGUCAUUCCUCUCCGUUCAUCCUAUACGCGAUCCCUUUCUCAUUCUUCUAUGACUGUGAAGGCGGUGGCGCAGACGGAGGAGCCGCUACGUGUUAUGAUUUCCGGUGCUCCUGCUUCUGGUAAAGGAACUCAAUGCCAACUUAUUACCAAGAAAUACGAUUUGGUGCAUGUUGCUGCUGGAGAUUUACUUAGGGCGGAAAUUGAAACCGGAAGUGAAAACGGAAAGCGUGCAAAAGAAUAUAUGGAGAAGGGACAAUUGGUCCCUGAUGAAAUAGUUGUCAUGAUGGUCAAGGAUCGUCUCUUGAAGCCAGAUUCAGUAGAGAAUGGUUGGCUUUUGGAUGGAUAUCCCAGGAGCUUAUCGCAGGCUACUGCACCUAAGGAAUUAGGGUUUGAACCUGAUAUUUUUAUUCUUCUAGAGGUCUCUGAAGAUAUUCUUGUGGAGAGAGUAGUUGGAAGGAGAUUAGAUCCUGUUACUGGGAAAAUAUACCAUUUGAAGUAUUCUCCUCCAGAAACAAAAGAAAUUGCAGAUAGGCUUACUCAACGUUUUGACGAUACUGAAGAGAAGGUAACGUUGCGACUGAACACCCAUCAUCAAAAUGUGGAGGCAGUCCUUUCCAUGUUUAAAGAUAUAACCAUUAAGAUAUCAUUAAUGAAUAAUUACCAAUCAAUCGUGUUUGUUAGUAAUGUAUGCUUCCAAUAUGGAGUAGAGAAUCUGCCACCACAUUAG
Lathyrus oleraceus (garden pea) is the source of this 1044-nucleotide messenger RNA. RefSeq names its product adenylate kinase, chloroplastic. The transcript has 7 exons. Gene Ontology annotation, biological process: nucleobase-containing compound metabolic process. The record is from RefSeq and is a predicted model, not a curated record. Gene Ontology annotation, molecular function: AMP kinase activity; ATP binding. Bases 136 to 1044 code for a protein of 302 amino acids. NCBI's taxonomy places the organism in Eukaryota, Viridiplantae, Streptophyta, Magnoliopsida, Fabales, Fabaceae.